Aspergillus mulundensis is the source of this 6399-nucleotide messenger RNA. It is a transcript of the gene acyA, whose product is annotated as adenylate cyclase acyA. Gene Ontology annotation, biological process: cAMP biosynthetic process; intracellular signal transduction. The record is from RefSeq and is a predicted model, not a curated record. The transcript is spliced from 4 exons. The coding region runs from base 1 to 6399 and encodes 2132 amino acids. NCBI's taxonomy places the organism in Eukaryota, Fungi, Ascomycota, Eurotiomycetes, Eurotiales, Aspergillaceae. Gene Ontology annotation, molecular function: magnesium ion binding; adenylate cyclase activity; protein binding.
AUGGCUUUUCAAGGUGGGGAACCCCCUGAAGGGAGGCAUAGCUCGGAGAGCUCUGGGAACAACAGUGGGUUAUCGCAAGAAACCGUCAGGGAUGGUCGCCGGUAUGGCCGCAUUGUGACUAGCGCUCGAAGCAUCUCCCCGCAUUCUAAAGAUGAUGAUAACGAUAGGCUCGAACUCCCAAAUCCGCGACCUCCCUCCCUGGGGGCCCCGAACGACCUAUACACGUCCAUGUUCUCCUGGGGGUCACCUGAUGUUUCUCCGACGGACCUGCGCAAGCAUCAAGGAUUCGGCGGUCACCGGAAAGCCUUGGCUGUCCUUGGGAACGAUGACCCGGGCCCUCCACCGAUCAACAAUCCCAGUCCGCAUCUGAACACUAAUUUCGGCGAUUAUUUCCAGCAUGAUCCGCAGGCGACUCUUUCAUACUCCCCUAGAUUGGGGUCCGCGGAUGCCCACGGCACCUUUUUCCAUGAUUUCUCCGAACAAGAAGCCUCUCCAGCCACUGCUACUUUCCGCCCUGGGACAGGACGUACGUUCGCCGGCGACACUCCGGACUUGGAUUAUAAUGGGGACGACCGGCGACCAUCUGUUGCAAGUGCUACGACAGUGAGUAGUCAGGGGUCAAAAUCCAGUGCAGGCGGGCUUUUCCGGAAGAAAUUACAAGGCUUUUUUGGUGACGAUCCAAAUGCCGGUGAUUCAAGGCAUGACGACGGUCACCACAAUUCAGGAGCCAAGCCGUCAUCGAUUGAUUAUAUCAAAGCUCGCCAAAGAGCUGACUCCGAGGGUUCAAGACGCCCAACUGAUGGGGCUCACGAUGACGCCCAACAACCUGGCCGACCCCGAACUCCGCUUCCUUCGAGCGAGAUAACCCCAUGGGAGUACCAGAAAUAUAAUGAUAUUCCGCAGCUGGGGGAAGCUCCCGUUCAUGAAGCUCCUAUAGCGCUAGAUCGCCAUCGAUUUGGCUCACAGGGUGCAUCUAAUGCAUCGAGGGAUCCAUCUCGCAGACAUUUCAGCGGUCAUCGACAUUCUCGGAGCAAGGAAGAGAAGACAAACGCUGCUGGUGACCUCGCUGGAUAUCCUGAUCGGCCCUCGACAGGUCGUGAUGACUUCUCCGUUGGCCUACGCCCCUCCAGGGAAGGCAGCCUAGGCUAUCGGCCCGCCGCUACCUCAGCUACCAAUCUUGCUGGGCGCUCUGCUAGCCCCACCCCAAGUCUACAAAGCGUUUACAGUAAGGACCCAGGUCAAGGCUCUCCAGGGGCGCCGUCAUCGAAGCGAUCGUUCUUGGGGAAACUCCGCCGGCCCAACCUUAAGCAUUUCCCAGGGUCGAAAGGGCCGACAGAUGCCAUUAGAGGCACGUCAAAGCUUGCGCGACGAGAUGCCUCUCCUGGGCGAAGAGGGCGACAAGGUAGUUUGGAGGGUGGAUCAUCUCUCAAAAUCGCCGAAAAUGGAGAUUAUGAACGAAGAAAAGACGGCAAAGGCCUAGGUAUUGCGACUGGUAAACUGCGAGGUCGCCGCGGGCACGAAACUCCAGCUGGAAAGGAGACGAACGCCCCGGAAGCGCCCGGUGUUUGGGCUCUGGACACGGAUCUUACACAUAUGGAAGGCAUUGUCCAGCCGACUUCGAACGACGCAAAUAGGGUACAUGAAGGCAAUGCAGUACGCCCAGAUGAAAAACGGAUGGCAGACCAGCUUGGUGCCGGCAAUUGGGAUGCGCCCGAGAGCUGGCAUGUCAAGCGGCAAAAGGACGAGAUUUCGGCCAAGGUUCCCAAGGUGACCAGCGAUGAUGCCAAAACUAUAUCCGAACCUGAUGGUGCCCCAUACUUUAUUCGCGUGUUUCGUAUUGAUGGAACGUUUGCCACACUUUCGAAUGGGUUACAAGCUACCGUCGCCGAUGUUCUUCUGUCGCUGGGAAAGAAGUCUUUUCUGACUGACCAUCUGAACAACUAUGAGAUAGUUGUGCGGAAAAAUGAUACCUCUCGACAAUUGGAUCCCAAUGAACAGCCAAUCCUCAUGCAGAAGCGAUUGCUCGAACAAAUCGGGUAUACCGAGAAAGAUAGGAUAGAAGAGCUCGGCCGAGAGGACCACAGUUACAUUCUCCGCUUUACUUUCUUGCCGACAAAACUCAGCGGUUAUAGCAGUCUGGAAGGCGAGCCCGGCUUUAGCAAAACUCAAAAGUUCAGCCACGUGGAUCUUCAAGGACGGAGUCUCGUCACAAUUCCCAUCGCUCUAUACAAGAAAGCCUCCGAGAUCAUAUCACUUAAUCUCUCCAGAAACUUGGAGCUUGAUGUGCCCAAAGACUUCAUCCAGGGCUGCAUAAAUCUGCGCGAAAUAAAGUAUAUUGGGAGCGAGGCUUUGCGUCUACCCCCCAGUUUCAGUCUUGCAAGCCGCUUGACGUAUCUCGAUGUCUCGAAUAAUUUCCUGGAUCAGCUCGAUCAUGCGAACCUCGACAGAUUACAAGGUCUUGUCAGUAUCAAACUGGCCAACAACCGACUGACGGAGCUCCCGGACUAUUUCGGAAACUUCAAGUCCCUGAGAAGCUUGAAUAUUUCUUCGAACAACUUCCAAGUGUUCCCCGCAUUCCUUUGCAACCUGAAGAGUUUGGUUGAUCUCGAUAUCAGUUUCAAUAGCAUCUCCGAGCUCCCCAAUAUCGGCAACUUGACCAGUCUCGAGCGUCUCUGGAUGACAAACAACGGGUUCAGAGGCCCUUUUGGCGAAUCAAUCCAAGAACUUGUGAACUUGAAAGAGAUAGAUGCCCGGUUCAAUGAGAUCGCGAACAUAGAUAGCUUGUCACUUCUUCCCCGCUUGGAGCAAUUGUUGAUAGGUCACAAUUCGGUCUCCAAGUUCAAAGGGUCGUUUCCCAAGCUGCGGAAUUGGGUGUUGGAUCAUUGCCCUAUAACGCAGUUCGACAUCGAUGCGCCUAUGCCGACCUUGACAUCGCUCAACAUAGCUUCGGCAAAACUAGUCCAAUUCCGGGACACACUGUUUGAAGCUUUGCCUAACCUGACGAAGCUCAUCUUGGAUAAGAACCAUUUCAUGUCCAUGUCGCCUCACAUUGGAAAGCUGCGGAAACUCGAGUAUUUCAGCAUGGCCAAGAACCCCCUCUCAACCCUUCCUUCAAGCAUCGGAUGCUUGACCGAGCUCAAGUACCUCAAUCUGAGAGAGUGUAAUCUGCGAAGGUUACCUCAAGAGAUCUGGUAUUGCUUGAAGUUGGAGACCCUCAAUGUCUCAUCGAACGUGCUCGAUAGCUUCCCCAAACAUGGUGGCCCCGCACCACAACUUCCGGGCGAGGCCACUGCUACCCCUAAUCCUGCGUUAACCCCAGGGGGUUCGACCACGCCGAGCUUUGAUGACCUUGGCACCGUGGAAGAGCAGGAAACUCGCCGCCCCAGCCAGACGUCCACCAACAUUCCCAACAGUGGCAGUUCUCCUAGCGGCGGGAGCCAUCGAAAACCGUCUGUUGCAUCUUCUCUUAGCCAAGGGGGAAGGAAGGUCUCAACGGCUUCGAAAUUGACAGAAGGGAGCCCAUCAUCUAGGAAGGAUUCCAACUUCUCUCAGCAUGUGGCCACGACAUUUGGUGGCUCUCUACGGAACCUGUACCUGGCCGAUAAUCGUCUUGAAGACGAUGUGUUCCGUGAACUUUCAUUCAUCCCCGAAUUGCGGAUAGUCAAUCUAUCGUACAACGUGCUGAAUGAAAUCCCUCCUGGGCUUCUCAAGCGCUGGCCUCUGCUUGUGGAGCUAUACCUAUCGGGCAAUGAACUCACAUCCCUCCCCUCAGAUGACCUUGAAGAGGGGAGUAGCCUGAAGAUUCUCAACCUAAAUGCGAAUCGAUUCCAAGUUCUUCCGGCGGAGUUAUGCAAAGUGAGCAAGCUUUCUAUCCUCGAUGUUGGAAGCAAUUACUUGAAAUACAACGUUUCGAAUUGGCCUUACGACUGGAACUGGAACUGGAACCGGAACCUGAAGUAUCUUAACUUCUCUGGAAACAAACGAUUGGAGAUUAAGCCAAACGUCUCGUCACUGGGAUCCCAACCGCCGAGCGGGACAGAUUUGACCGAUUUUAACUCACUUACCCACCUUCGAGUACUUGGAUUGAUGGACGUUACGCUCACCACAUCCACUAUUCCAGAAGAGAAUGAAGACCGUCGUGUGAGAACAUCUGCUUCUUUGGCUGGCUCCCUUGCCUAUGGUAUGGCAGACUUUCUGGGCCGAAGCGAACAUCUUUCUAUUAUAGACAUGAUCGUGCCUCGGAUGAGGCAGGAUAACGUGGAAACCGUUGUCGGAAUGUUCGAUGGGCAGCCUAGCUCUACUGGGGGCUCUAGGGUUGCCAAGUUCCUGCAUGAGAAUUUCCUGCACACUUUCUCUGCUGAGCUGAAGCGCCUCCGGCGGGACGAGGAUGAGACACCACUGGAUGCCUUCAGGAGGACAUUCCUGACCCUCAACAGGAAUAUGGCAUUUGCUUGCUACAAGUCCAUGGAUCAAGACGUUAGACAGUAUCAAGAGGACUCGUCAUCCGAUCAGAAGAGGGUCCGUCUGAACAAGGAGGACCUAUUAUCUGGUGGCGUCGCGACUGUCCUGUACCUGAACAACAUGGAGCUAUAUGCGGCCAACAUUGGUGACGCUCAGGCUAUACUUGUCAGGUCGGAUGGCACCAUGAGGUAUUUGACGCAAAAUCAUGAUCCAGCCGAAGCAGGAGAAAGGGCGAGGAUUCGAGCAGCGGGCGGUUUCGUCUCCCGUAACGGGAGACUGAAUGACUAUCUCCCUGUCUCUCGGUCAUUUGGAUACUUCAAUCUCAUGCCCGCGGUGAUCGCAGCACCACAUACCGUGCAUGUCAGCUUGACCGAGCAGGAUGAAAUGGUCAUUUUGGCCUCAAAAGAGCUCUGGGACUACGUUACUCCAGACCUUGUUGUUGAUGUUACAAGAGCCGAGCGAAGAGAUCUGAUGGUUGCCGCUCAAAAGAUAAGAGAUUUGGCACUGUCAUUUGGGGCUACCAAUAAGCUCAUGGUUAUGAUUCUUGGAGUUGGGGACCUGAGGAAACGCGAGAGACGUCCACCACGCUUCCCUAGUCUGAACAGCUUCAGUCAGGUCGACGACUCGAUCCUGCCUAGUCCUAAGCGCACUAAAAAGCCGCGCGAUAUGCCCGGAGAUUCUAGAUUGGCUCGCUUUGACUAUGUUGACGCCCCGACUGGAGAAUUAGCUAUAAUCUUCACGGAUAUCAAGCAGUCUACGGGUCUUUGGGAGACAUGCCCCGACGCGAUGCGCUCGGCUAUCCAAAUCCACAAUGAUAUCCUCCGUCGUCAGUUGGGAAUCAUUGGUGGUUAUGAAGUCAAGACUGAGGGUGACGCUUUUAUGGUCGCGUUUUCGACAACCACGGCUGCUCUGCUCUGGUGUUUUAACUGUCAAUACCAACUCCUUGAAGCUGAAUGGCCGACGGAGAUCCUUGACCAGCCCCAAUGCCAAGUCCAGUACGAUAUGGAAAAUAACAUAAUCUUCCGUGGUCUGUCAGUUCGAAUGGGAAUCCAUUGGGGGGAGCCUGUCUGCGAAAAAGAUCCUGUUACCAAUCGAAUGGACUACUUCGGACCAAUGGUGAACCGCGCAUCUCGAAUCUCAGCAGUUGCUGAUGGAGGGCAAAUCUUUGUUUCGUCGGAUUUCAUGAGCGACAUGCAACGUAACCUUGAGCUCUUUGCUGACAGUGAGCGCGCCGCCUCUACUGGUUCGGAAGAAAGCUAUGCAUUCGACUUGGGGGACAACAUUCGGCGCGAACUCCAACAGCUCAAUAGCCAGGGAUUUGUGAUUAAAGAUCAGGGUGAGCGGAAGUUAAAGGGUCUUGAGAAUCCGGAACCCCUGUACCUGAUAUACCCGCAUGCCUUAUCCGGGCGUUUGUCAACCCUGGAUCAAAUGUCGACCGGAGACGAAAACGCCCCUACCACAAUCAGUGAACACUCGCAACUCCAGAUCCAAACAGACCUUAUCUGGCGAUUAUGGGAAGUUACGCUUCGACUGGAAAGGCUCUGUGGAGCCCUUGAGCACCCAGGCGACCCAAGGCUUAUGGAACCAAACUCGGCACUGUUCAAUAUUAUUAAGAAGCACGGCGGGGAGCUGGCAGAUUCGAGCGUCGUCAGCUUGAUCGAGCAGCAGGUCACGCGCAUUGAGGUUACAAUAAGCACCUUGACCCUGCGACACAUGAUGCGUCCUUUCAGGCGAGGCGACAGCCUCAACAACCACGCCGCGCCAAUCGGAGACGUCCUGCAAGAGCUACAAACCCAGCUUGCCGAGUACAAAGCUCUCAAGGAGCAGGUCGCCGCCAGUGGUGCGGGCAUCACUGGCGCCUCCCCGAGCUCCACGGCAACAGACCUCCACUACACCCCUGAUUUCAACUCGAGCGCCUCCUCUUCAUCUUUCACCUAG